Carcharodon carcharias (great white shark) is the source of this 3342-nucleotide messenger RNA. RefSeq names its product carboxypeptidase Z (gene cpz). Lineage: Eukaryota; Metazoa; Chordata; Chondrichthyes; Lamniformes; Lamnidae. Gene Ontology annotation, biological process: proteolysis. The transcript is spliced from 12 exons. Gene Ontology annotation, molecular function: protein binding; zinc ion binding; metallocarboxypeptidase activity. Bases 488 to 2425 code for a protein of 645 amino acids. The record is from RefSeq and is a predicted model, not a curated record.
GCGCUAAGUUAUGCAAUAGGAAGGGGAUGGUACUCCUGCUGGUGAUUUGAUUGCAAUAUAAAUUGCAGACCUUUACAACACCGUUAAUGAAGUCCGUCUGGUUUUCUGCCCUGACGCACAGGUUGAUAGAACUGCUUCCCUUUGUCACCAUUAACCACUACUGGGGAGUUCUGAGUAAGUGCCUCGCCUACUCCAAAGCUGCUUCGGAUCCUUUUGUCUACUCGCUGCUGCGUCAACAGUACAAGAAAGUCCUGGUCAACAUAGUCAACCGGAUACUCAAAAAGGAUUUGUAUCCUUCCUCUGGACACAACAGCUCCUUGGAUACUGAGAACGAUUACUGCCUGCAGAGAAUCUGAGCGGCGCCUUUAGCCGUCCAAGUGAUCCCUUAAUUUCACCAACUAUACCACUUCGCAAGGUUGCACACAUAUAAUUCAAGGCUGACGUCUAGUGCCAUUUAUCAGAGAGCAGUGCAGACAAACGGAGCGAAAUGAACCCGGUCACGUUUGCUCUGCCUGUCCUUCUUGUGACAAUGGUGCAUUGCGCUCCACGGUGUGAACCCGCUGAUGAAGCACUAGGACGAUGUCAGGUUGAAGCUGUAAAAACAGCACAGUGUUCGAAUAACUAUUUAAGUUACUGUUCUGGUGUAUCUUACUCAAAGAUUAUGUUUCCUAACUUGAUUGGUCAAAUAUCGAGAGCAGAAGCUGAGAUAAGUGCAGAGUACGUUCUUAUCAGUGUCUUGGACAACUUGCUGAAUGGAGAAUGCAAUACUGAUCUCAAGCUGCUGGGCUGUUCCAUCAUUGCUCCACGUUGUGAAAACAAUACGAUUCUGAAGCCUUGUCGAUAUGCUUGUGAGGCACUUAAAAGAGACUGUCAACAUUCAUUUGAACUGAUUCAAAUGGCAUGGCCAUACUUCAUGGACUGUGAUCGUUUUUUUGUCAGCGAAGAGGAGGGUUGUUAUGACCCUAUAGGAAAAUACAAAGAUUCAAGUUUGACGGAUGAAUCUGAAACACCCUUUACUUUGUUACAAUUCAAAUAUCACAGUUAUUUGGAAAUGACAAAGCUGCUGAAACAGACGACAUCUGUGUGCGCACCUAUUUCAACAAUGUACACCAUUGGCCGCAGUUUUGAAGGCAAAGACCUUUAUGUGAUUGAAUUUUCAAGUAAUCCUGGGGAACAUGAAUUGCUUAAGCCGGAAUUUAAAUAUAUUGCAAAUAUGCAUGGCAAUGAAGCAUUGGGGAGAGAGCUGCUGAUUUAUCUUGCACAGUAUUUGUGCUCUGAAUAUUUAAAUGGAAACAAAAGGAUUCAGGCUUUAAUCAAUAAUACCAGAAUCCAUCUACUGCCUUCUAUGAAUCCCGAUGGCUAUGAAAUAGCAUCUGAAGAGGGUCCUGGGUUCAAUGGAUGGGCCACUGGACGGUCAAAUAUGCAAAGUCUUGAUUUGAACAGAAAUUUUCCAGAUCUAACAACAAUAUUUUAUCAAGAAAGAAGAAAACGAGGAGGCCGUGUUGAUCACAUCCCAAUUCCAAGAUCAUAUUGGAAUGGUAAGGUAGCACCUGAGACAAGAGGAGUGAUAAAAUGGAUGAAGAAAAUACCUUUUGUUCUCUCUGCAAGUUUGCAUGGUGGAGAUUUAGUAGCGAGUUAUCCUUUUGAUUUAUCAAGACUUCCAGAAGAAGAGAAGUUUUAUUCACCCACUCCGGAUGAUCAGAUGUUUAAGAUGUUGGCUAAGACGUAUGCUGAUGCGCAUCCUAUUAUGUCGGACACAACAGACGAAAGAUGUGGAGGCAACUUUGCUAAUAAAGAAGGCAUUAUAAAUGGAGCACAGUGGUACAGUUUUGCUGGAGGGAUGCAGGAUUUUAAUUAUCUGCACACAAAUUGUUUUGAGAUAACAUUGGAGCUUGGGUGUGAGAAAUAUCCUUCUGACGAAGACCUCUAUGCCGCCUGGCAAGAAAACAAAGAAGCCCUCUUGACAUACAUUGAAAGGGUGCAUCAAGGAAUAAAAGGAGUUGUAAAGGAUGACAGAGGAAGAGGAAUUAAAGGGGCAGAGAUCAAAGUUAGAGGAAUCCGACAUAAUAUCCUUUCAGUUACUAAUGGAGAAUAUUGGAGACUACUGCCUCCAGGUACACAUUUUGUAAGUGCAUAUGCUCGAGGUCACACACGUGUUUUGAAGAGAAUAUACUUACCAGUAAAGAUGGAGGGAGCUGGUCGUGUGGACUUUGUUCUGCGUCGCCUAGAGCCUGAUAUUGAUUUUGAAACUUUUGAUGAAGGAAUGGAUGAAUUAGAUCUGAUAGAUCAUCUGGAGAGGACUGAGCAGGGACACGAAGAUGGAGAUGAUGAAUAUCCAUCUUCACGUGGAGAAAAGCCUUGGUGGUGGCCCUUCUUUUCCACUUUGGGACCAAUUUCACCAGACUGGCUUCUGAAGAACAAUUAAUUGCCAUUGUAGGUAUUAUACUAAAUGGAGGAGACAUGAGCAAGUUGGCAUUAAUGCAUUGUAGUCUCUGUGACUCUUACUUCAGUUAAAUAUGGUAACCUUAACCAUAUCGUCUUAUGAUAUGGGAAAACAAUGUAUUUUGAAAACAUAUUGUGUUAAUCUUUUAGUCCUGAAGGUGCCAAAUAUAAUUCUAGGACCUCAACACAAGAGGGCCUCACAGAUCGCAACAUUGUAAAAUGAACAUUAAACCAUGUGCAUUGCUUUGUCAAUUUAUAUGGCUGAUGUGCACCUGCAUUUUAUGGCAUAGAUGGCCUUUUUCUAAUAAGAAGGAUUUGGAAGGCAAAAUCCUGUAUCUUUUUUACAAUUAAAAGACACAUUUUCUGUCAAACUAUUUAAUCUACAUGGCAUGCUUGAACCAGGUUGUUACUCUAACAAAUAUCUGGAUGGGAUAAAUCUAUAAUUUUGUAAGGGCGGGUCACCUUGCUCUUGUUAAAUGCGAUAAUUGCAUCAGUGGAAUUGACAUCCUUCCAACCUUUACCAAGAAUAAAUGCAGAUUCCACAACAACAAAUUACAAUGGGUAGAUGAUUUUGUUUAUCAUCUAUAGAUUAAUAUCUUCCACAGCUUAAUAUAAUCAACGCUUUUUUUAUUUCCAAGUGAUUUUUUUAAAUGUAAGAGAAAAAACUUCUGUAACAUAAUAGUGUAUCGAGUGACUCAAGCUGGCCGUAUGACUAGUUUUAUGUCAGAGUGAUGAUUUGUUACCAGCUAGAAAUGACAGUUACUUCAUGCUCUGCAAGGCUUAUAGUUCUCUACAUAAGGCCCUCUCUCUUCUGAAAAAGUUGUCACAAAUCAAUUGUGACUGGUGCUCAUUUACAAAACUUACAUGAAAAUCGAAUAUUUAAUAAACAUGAACAAUGGA